AUGCUAGGCUCUGAGCUGAUUGGUCCCCGUUCUUUGGAAGCGUUUUCACGAAGUUGCUGUUGCUCAGUACAGUGCCUAAAUACGAAGAACUCAGCUCAGAGUUCCGUCUUGGAUCGUGAACAGCUCAACGAAGAAUUUCUCGAGAGACAACCAUCACAUCUUCUGACACUCCCAAAAUAUUUGCAGUCCUCACUGCCCAUGAGAGCGGAUUUCAGCGUUGACAUAGGUCUGGCAAUAGAAAUCAUCGGGACUUUUUUCCUAGUUUACGAGAUCUACUCUGCCACUGAUGCUAAGCAUAAGGCCAAGAACUCGCAUGUGCCGAUAGGAGGCAUUGUGAUCUCGCAAGUGGUCGUUCCAUUGUCCAUCAGGCUUGUAAUUUUUGUUGUACAUCUGGCAAUCAUUCCCAUCACUUGUUGUGGAAUCAAUCCAACACGGAGCUUCGGCUCGGUGACUAGAGAUACUUAA
This is a messenger RNA of Marchantia polymorpha subsp. ruderalis, 465 nucleotides long. NCBI's taxonomy places the organism in Eukaryota, Viridiplantae, Streptophyta, Marchantiopsida, Marchantiales, Marchantiaceae. The record is from the annotation of a GenBank genome assembly.